Closterium sp. Naga37s-1 is the source of this 5733-nucleotide messenger RNA. The record is from the annotation of a GenBank genome assembly. Lineage: Eukaryota; Viridiplantae; Streptophyta; Zygnematophyceae; Desmidiales; Closteriaceae.
AUGGAGAAUCAGCCGCCCUUCGCCAGCAGAGGCGCGCCCGCAGCAUUUCCGCCGGCGGGACCUGUUUCGUGGGCGCAGGCUGUAGCUGGGGGCGGCGGGGUGACUGGGGGAGACGUGCAAGCUGCGACUGGGGGAGGCGGAUCUGCGCCCAGCAUCGUAUGGGGGGGAGGCGGAAGGUCGCAGCCGGCGAGCAAUUUAAAUUCGCCAGCUGAUUUUCCCGCGCUGACGUCAGCAAACCGGUCCCCAUCGCCGCCACUCCCCAGAUCCGCGCAGCAGUCCCCCUCCCCCCCGCGCGCGCGCCCCCCCGGUGGCGCCUCCGCCAGCCUGCUGGGCGACGCUGCUGCACUGGCGCGGCGCAGAGCGAGGUUUGGGGAGGUGGCGCCGGUGGAUGGCGCGGAGGAGGCCGCUGGGGGCGCGUUGAAGGAUGGGGGAAAGGGCGGGGAAGGGGGAGAAGAUUUGGGAGGGGGACGGGGGGGAGGACGGGGAGGAGGGGGAGGAGGGGGAGGAAUGGGGAUGGUUGCGGGCGGGGGAGGGGCCACGGAGGAGGGGGAGGGGGGAGGCGACGAGGCGGACUGGCAGCUGGCAGAGGCGGUUGUUGGGACGUGCCCUGACAUGUGCCCUGGUAUGUGCGUCUGUGCUGUUAUGCCCCCAAAUGUGCCCAGGCGUACAAGAGGAAGGCGAUGGAGUGCAGUGGGGGACGUUUGCAGUCUGUCUCAUGAAGUUCCCUUUCGCCUCUCUUCCCCUUCCCCCCACUGGCCACCCUUCCUUCGCCCACCUCCAGCGCAUGAGAGGGAGGUGCGGGAGCGCAGUGGGGCGUUGGACGUGUUUGAGCGCGUCAACGGGGACCGCAGCAAGACGAAUGCGCAGCUGGCGAUAAAAAAGCUCCCUCCUUCACCUCUCCUUCGCUCCUCCCCCUCUCAUCCCCUUCCCCACUCCCCCUUUCCCACUGUAACCGUGCUCUGUUGGAUGCUGGUGCACCUUCUUCCUUCCCCUUCCUCACCUUCUUCCCUCCCUUUCCUCCCCGUCCUCCCCUCCCUCCCUCGUCCCGGGGCCCGCCGUGCUCCCCUCCCCGCCUUCCCCACUCUCCUUUCCCCCGCAUCCCCACUCCCCCAGUAUUCCCGUGCGCCCAACAUGGACCCCUCGUUCAUCCGCCCCAUGCCCGUGCUCCACACCACCAUGGCGCACAUGCUCUCCCUGCUGCACCUCCCCUUCCCCCCCCCGCCCUCCGCGGCCAAGGGGGGCGCGGAGGAGGGGGAGAUGGAGGGGGAAGGUGGGGGGGAGGAAGCAGGGGGGGCGGGGGGGCCGGGGAUGCGGCUGCUGCUGCUGCACUCGUUCCUGUGGGAUCGCAUGAGGGCUGUUCGCGCUGACCUGCGCAUGCAGCACCUGUUUGGGCGCGAGGCGAUCAACAUGCACGAGCAGAUGGUGCGGUUCCACAUAGUGGCGAUGCACGAGCUGUGCGAGUACCCCAAGGGUGAGGGCUUCAGUGACGGCUUUGACGCGCACCUGAACAUCGAGCAGAUGAACAAGGCGUGUGUCGACCUCUUCCACAUGUACCACGACCGCCGUGCUGACCUCUCGCAUGCACAAGCGAUGGCGAGCGAGGGCGGGGAGGAGGGGGAGGUGGGGGAGUUGCAGGCGUGUUUGGCGCAGGAAGGGGAGCUGAGAGGGUAUUAUCUGCUGCUCAAGAUCGACCGCCAUCCGGGGUUCAAUGUUGAGCCGGCGGAGUUUGCGAGGGAGCUCUCUCUCCUCCCCCACAUCGUCAGGAGCAGCCCCCAAGUCGUCUUUGCUCGCUCCGUUGCAAGGGCGUGUCGAACGCACAACUUUGUGGCCUUCUUCCGCUUGGCUCGCCAGGCCACGUACCUGCAGGCGUGCCUCAUGCACGCGCAUUUCAGCAAGAUGCGUUCCAGGGCGCUGGCAGCGGUGUAUGCAUCCAUUGCCAAGGGCCAGCAGCUGCCAGCCCUCACACUCGCGCACUGGCUCGGCAUGGAGCAAGAGCCAGAGAAGCUGCAGGCUCUGGUGGAGCACCACGGCUUGGCUCUGCACCCCUCAGACGCCCCCGCAGAUGCCACCUACCCAGAUACAGCCUCCCCCGCGUCCGCCCUGCUGGCCGGGAGCUGCCUGGUGAAGGGCGCCCCUCUGGUGCAGGCGGGGACGCCCAUGCCUCCCUCCUCGUCUGCCCUUGUGCGCAGCAAGCAGAGCCGGUUUAUUGAUGAUGUCAUUGCUGAGAUGGGGCAGCUGAGACGGCUGCGCCAGCUGGCAGUCAGUGAUUGGCAGCUGGAGGGCUCCAUUGCUUCGCAGCCGACUGUGGUGGCAUCCAAGCAAGCCCCGCACAAGCGGUUGCGGGGAGCAGCAACAUGGGGAGCCCCGGCACUGGGCAAGGCAAGCGCCGACCGUGGGGUUGCUACAGCAGGUAGCCGGCCUGCCCUAGCAGCACCCAGUGCCGAUGGCCCCAGGUUCCUGCAUCCAUCUUCUUUAUGGGGGAAAGCCGGCUUCGCUGCUCCCACUGCCUUUGCUGCGCCCUCUCCCCUGGACGUGGCACGGCUGGUGGGCGGUAGGCUUGCGGGCAGACAAGUGCCAUCGAGCAGCGCUGGGCCGCUGCUGGGUGUGCGCCGAGUGGUUUCGUGGAAGCUGCUUGUGUGCUGGCCAGAGCGCGAGUCGCAGGACACGCCAUCACCAGUCCGUGACGCCACACACUGGCUCUGCAGCACCCUCUCUGCCCCCUCCCACGCCCUCAACGCCCUCCAACACCACACAGAACCACACACCACGCCUCACAGCAGUGCAGCAACCGCCCCGGUCCCCAACCCAGAGAAUGCCCCCACAUCUGCCUCGCAGCCCACUGACCCCUCAUUGCUCGCCUGUUACGUGGCUCCCAUGCCACACCGUACUGCAGCAGGGGAGGCAGCACCCAAGCUGCCAGGUGGUGCAUCAGGUGCUGCUUCAGGUGAAAUCACGCGAGCAGGAGGAGCAGGGUCAGUAUCCGACUCGCUUUUCUGGCUCGUGGUGAGGAGGGUCUCGGCAGAAGCGCAGGGAGGGGAUGGUGGAAGGUUCCUGGAAGGAGCCCAGGCGAUGGUGUGUGUUGUGGAUGGCAGCAGCAAUGCAGGGCCCCAGGUGCAGCGCAUCAGACAGGCCGUGGCGUCGCUCCCGACCUCCCUCACUCCCAUCCCCCUGCUGCUCCUCGUCCUGCCUCCCCACCCGCCACCACCAUCAUCAGCAGCAGCAGCAGCAGCAGCAUCCAUGUCUCUCUGCACAGGCCCCUGUGCCCCUGUGCCCGUUCCCUCCUCCUUCGCCUCCCUCACCCUCUCCCACUUCCAACCCCCCUCCACCCGUCCACCACCCUCUCGUUCCUCCCCUCCAGCCCCGCGCCUCUCUGCUCUCCGCAUCCUCCCUCUUGGCCGAUCUACUCCCCCUCAACCUGAUGACCUGGCUUCUCCUGAUUGGCCUGCCAAGAUUGCCCUGACAAGUGGCCUGCGGUGGUUGGCCGAUUCCUCCCCUCUGCCACCUCAGCUUGCUCCAAUCCCCCUCCGCGAUCUCGUGCUGCGCCACCUGUCGCCACGUGUCACGCGGCUAUUGGCCGUGGACCCCUCACUGGUGCGGCCACAGGAGUGCAUCACUGAGUUCAACGCCAGCCUGGACAGCGCGGCCAAUGACGUUGCGACAGCUGUCGCGGCCUCACCCCCUGGCAGUGGAACCCCUCUGCCUGAACUGCCUGCUUUGCUGCAGCUGAUGGGUGGACGUAAGGGUGGGAGACAAAGGGAGCUCAGCGGAGAAAGCGGGGGCAGUGAAAUGGGAGAGAGCAGAAGCAAGGCGGGCAGUGCAGCUUCAGAGGCAGCUGGUAGACUAGAGGUCUCUCUGCUAUCCGCCUCUCUGCCUCCUAUUGACUGGAACAGCCCUUCUCGCACCUCCCGCCUUACCACUGCCCUCUCCUCUCUCCGCCUACCCCACUUCCCCGCCCUCCACCUCUCCUCCCCUCAGCAACCCUCCCUCACCUCCCCCUCCUCAUCCCCUUCACCCACCCUCUCUCUGCCGCCCCACCUGUCCUCUCUAGCCCCCCAGCUGCACCCCCAGCUGGCCCCGCUCUUGACCGCACUCAACUCCUUCCUUCGCCUGGUGCAGGGCGAUCAGACCUCCCCAGUGCUUCUGGCGCAACAACUGCUGGCAGAGGGGUGUGGAGUGGUGUGGAGGAGUGGGGCGGAGCAAGGUCAGCCCGGGGAGCAAGGAGGGGAGCAAGGGGGUGCGGGGAGUGCGAGGAGUGCAGGGAGGUUGUGUGCGGUGCCAGUGUGGCCGCGCAUUCUUCUCCCUGUGUUGAUGCGUCGCCUGGAUGCUCUCUUCUCAGACCCUCCCCUCACCGCCUUUGUCCUCGCACCCUCUGCUCCUCCUGCUGCUCACGCUGCUCCUCAUGCUGCUGCUCUCGCCUCCCUUGCUCCCUUGAGCCAAUCCACUGCUGUGGUGCCAGCAGCUAUGGCAGUGGAAGGGGGUGUAGAGGUUGGAGCCAGUGCGGUGGAAAGUGGUGCAGUGGGGUUGGGCAGCAUGCUGCCUGUGAGUGCGCUGACGAGGCAGGAAGGUCUCGUUGGGACGGGUAUGGCAAGGGAGCUCAUCAGAACCAGUGGCAGUGCGUGGGUGGGUGGUGCUGCUGCAGCGAGCGCAGCAAGCGAGGGUGUGAUGGACGACAAUUCAGAGGAAGACGGGGGGAAUGAGGUGGUGUCAUCAGCAGAGCUCCCCCCUUUGCUUGCAGCCCCAGCACCUCCUUCCUUGCCAUACAGGAUUGAGCCAUAUCAAUCUUACGUUAGCAGCAAAGCAUGGCAUGCAAGCAGUGUGCCUAUACCCGGUCUCCCCACGUCCAUCAGCCUUCUCCGCUCCUCCGCCCCUUCCUACGCUGCCGCGGCUGCUUUGGCCCCUCACACCUCUCUCCUACCAUCCCGACCCACCCCCUCCCCUUCACCCUCCCCUCCCCCUCCUCUGUUGCAGCUUCCUCAUCCAUCCACCCAGGCUGCUCACAUCAACCAACCGCCCCCACACUCCCACCUGCUUCCAGCCUCACACCACGUGCCCCUUUCUCUCUCCCGCACCAAUCACGAGCUCUCUGGCCCCAUCCUGCCUGUGCCAUCCCACAGCCAAUCACAACACAGCCUUGCCCGUCAUCCACCACUUCCUCUUUACAAGCCCGGCUCGGGUUCUGUUUAUAAGCCUGCCACUCAGCACGGGUGGGAGCGUGGAAUCCAAGUGAAGCGAAAGGCACCGGCAAAUGCAUGGAGUGAUGGGUAUGGCGGUGGUGGGCGUGUGGGCCGUGGGAGUGGGAGAGAGGGUGAUGAAAGAGGAGAGGGUGAGGAGAGGGGAGGCGUGGAAAGAAAAGGAAUUGAGAGAGGAUGGGUGGAGAGCGAAGGGAAAGGGAGAGCGGAGCAUUGGUUCGGCCCAGGAGGCAGGAGGCAGCAGCUGAGGCUGGCAGAGGCUGAUGGUCUGGUAGCCAAUGAGAUGCUGCCACGUGGCAUUGUGCGAGCUGCUGACGUGGUUGCUGCAAGUGGUGCUGGUGAGGUUUUUCCACCGGCUGAAGAAGCGGCCAGAUUGGGCAGCCGAGUUGGUGAUGCGGGUGAUAGGCAUGCAAGCGGCAUUGCUGUGGGUCUCGGUGAUGGUGGUGGUGAUAAGGCAGAAGGGUUGCUGAGCGCAGGCGCAAACGAGCGAAGAGUGAGAGAGAUGGUGGAGGAACUGAUGAAAAGGAGACAGGUGACAGCAUGA